This is a messenger RNA of Pterocles gutturalis (yellow-throated sandgrouse), 582 nucleotides long. RefSeq names its product splicing factor U2AF 35 kDa subunit-like. Gene Ontology annotation, biological process: mRNA splicing, via spliceosome. The record is from RefSeq and is a predicted model, not a curated record. Lineage: Eukaryota; Metazoa; Chordata; Aves; Pterocliformes; Pteroclidae. Gene Ontology annotation, cellular component: spliceosomal complex; U2AF complex. Gene Ontology annotation, molecular function: metal ion binding; pre-mRNA 3'-splice site binding. The coding region runs from base 1 to 582 and encodes 193 amino acids. The transcript is spliced from 8 exons.
AUGGAGACAGGUGUUCUCGGUUGCACAACAAACCAACAUUUAGCCAGGAAGCGAUGCUGUUGUAAGCUUGCCUGUAGUAGAGACCAACCAGUGCUAACUUUCAGACAACUUGAUUUUAAGAAGAACGGUACAAAUACCAUCUUGAUUCAAAACAUCUAUCGUAACCCCCAAAACAGUGCACAGACGGCUGACGGCUCACACUGUGCUGUGAGCGAUGUUGAGAUGCAGGAACAUUAUGAUGAGUUCUUUGAGGAGGUCUUCACAGAAAUGGAAGAAAAAUAUGGUGAAGUUGAGGAGAUGAACGUUUGUGAUAACCUUGGAGAUCAUCUAGUUGGAAAUGUAUACGUAAAGUUUCGCCGUGAAGAAGAUGCGGAAAAGGCUGUGAUUGACCUGAACAAUCGCUGGUUUAAUGGACAGCCCAUUCAUGCUGAACUUUCACCUGUGACUGACUUCAGAGAGGCUUGUUGCCGUCAGUAUGAAAUGGGAGAGUGUACACGAGGAGGUUUCUGCAACUUUAUGCAUUUGAAGCCCAUUUCUCGAGAGUUAAGACGCGAGUUGUAUGGGCGGCGUCGUAAAAAGUAA